Molecule: messenger RNA, 1257 nt
Organism: Besnoitia besnoiti
Lineage: Eukaryota; Apicomplexa; Conoidasida; Eucoccidiorida; Sarcocystidae
Product: HECT-domain (ubiquitin-transferase) domain-containing protein
Exons: 4
Coding region: 1-1257 (418 amino acids)
Source: RefSeq, a predicted model, not a curated record
AUGCGGAAAGCCUCUGCCGCUCUCGGGCGGAGGAGGCUGGUCGCGGCGCGCAGCGCAUGGGCUUCUUUCCCCACUAUGGAGAGGACUCUCACCGGAAGCGUUGAGGCCAGCGGCUGCGAAGGGAGCGUGCUGUACUCCCGCGAAAACGCCGAGAGGAAUCUGCGAGACACCUCCAUUUGUACCCCCCUUUUGCCUCACUCGCCUUCUUCGUCGCCUCUUUGCUCAUCGUCGUUGCCGUCUCUUCUUUUGCCGCGCGUCCCCCGGUCCUCCGCCGCCUCCUUUCAAGUGCGCGCUCUCUCUCGUUGCACCGGCGCCGUUCGGGCGCGUGGAGGCGCGUUCCACGACUCUUUUUCUUCUGCUGCGGCGCCUCGCGCUGCGCCGUGUCCCAAUCUGACCCCGCCUACGGCUUCUGCCUCGUGUUCCCCUGUGCUUCCUUCUGGCUCUCCAUGCGCGUCUCACAGUCUCUGCGCCUCUUCUUUUGGCGCCCUCUCCGCGGCUUCGCCCUCCCCCGCGUGUCGCCUCAGUCUUUCGCCUGCCUGUCUCCUUUCUGCUCGCCGCUUCUUCGGAGUCGGGGGGAGCUACGGGUACGAUGCGUUCUUCCGUGGUGCAGCUGAAGUCCUCAACGGCUCAAACAUCAACCUGCCUCACCUCCCCAAGCAGGAAGAAGAACCCGAAUUCUCGCGACUCCACGCCGUCCGCCUCCCUCACCAGGUCAAACGCCUCGGCGCAAACUACUUCUUCAGGCGACGCCGCGCGGCGCCGCUCACGUACUACCAUCACAUGGUGGAGCCGAGCGGAGGGGCGAAGGUGCCCGCGGCGGCGGAGGGCGACGCGUGCAUUCAGAGUGGCGUCGGUCAGUCGCUCUGCUUCGUCGCUUCGGCGAAGCGUUCAUACCUUCAGAGCAAAGAGCUGGAGAAUGCCAUCUUCGAAAGCACGCGCGGCUUCGCCUGCCAGCUCAUCCUCGAAGGCAGAGGUGUGAAGGCGUACUUCGAGCCCGACUACCCGAACCUCAUGGUCAGGUUGGGUGUCGGUGUCAAGCCUCUGGCGCUUCGGCGGCUAGCGGAGCAGUACGCGACUCGAGCCAAGAUCUUCGUUGACAAGCGAGGUCUUCUCUUGACCGUACACGGCUACGAUAAGUGUGCGGUGGGGACUCUGACGAUGGCGUUGUUCAACCACCUGCAAGCCAACCCGUACACUAUGAAGGGUGCCCACGUCGCGAUGCAUCCGAUCAAGAAAAAAGUUACGCGAAAGAAGUGA